AUGGAGAUAUCAAAGCCUGAUAUCUCUCCCAAUUUGACUGCUAGUAACAUCACAACAACAUCCAUAGCCCUUAGUUGGAGUGCGCCAAAUGGCAAUGCCAUUGGCUACAGGGUUGAAGCAAUAGGCAAUCCAUCCAAAAAUCUCACCGUGAACACUUUAUUCACUGAAAUAACUGGACUGGUACCUGGUAGCAAUUAUACACUGCGGAUUAUUGCUCUGGCUGCAGAUAAUGUUACGGAAGGGGAAGCAGAGGCAAUCUCAAGAUUUACAAAGCCUGAUAUCGUUGUCAAUCUCACUGCUGAAAACAUCACAACAACAUCCAUAGCCCUUAGUUGGAGUGCGCCAAAUGGCAAUGCCAUUGGCUACAGGGUUGAAGCAAUAGGCAAUCCAUCCAAAAAUCUCACCGUGAACACUUUAUUCACUGAAAUAACUGGACUGGUACCUGGUAGCAAUUACACACUGAGGAUUAUUGCUCUUGCUGCAGAUAAUGUUACGGAAGGGGAUGCAGUGACAAUCUCAAGAUUUACAAAGCCUGAUAUCGCUGUCAAUCUGACUGCUGAAAACAUCACCACAACAUCCAUAGCCCUUAGUUGGAGUGCGCCAAAUGGCAAUGCCAUUGGCUACAGGGUUGAAGCAAUAGGCAAUCCAUCCAAAAAUCUCACCGUGAACACUUUAUUCACUGAAAUAACUGGACUGGUACCUGGUAGCAAUUACACACUGCAGAUUAUUGCUCUGGCUGCAGAUAAUGUUACAGAAGGGGAUGCAGUGACAAUUACAAUCUUUACAAAGCCUGAUAUCGCUCCCAAUUUGACUGCUAGUAACAUCACAACAACAUCCAUAGCCCUUAGUUGGAGUGCGCCAAAUGGCAAUGCCAUUGGCUACAGGGUUGAAGCAAUAGGCAAUCCAUCCAAAAAUCUCACCGUGAACACUUUAUUCACUGAAAUAACUGGACUGGUACCUGGUAGCAAUUAUACACUGCGGAUUAUUGCUCUGGCUGCAGAUAAUGUUACGGAAGGGGAAGCAGAGGCAAUCUCAAGAUUUACAAAGCCUGAUAUCGUUGUCAAUCUCACUGCUGAAAACAUCACAACAACAUCCAUAGCCCUUAGUUGGAGUGCGCCAAAUGGCAAUGCCAUUGGCUACAGGGUUGAAGCAAUAGGCAAUCCAUCCAAUAAUCUCACCGUGAACACUUUAUUCACUGAAAUAACUGGACUGGUACCUGGUAGCAAUUACACACUGAGGAUUAUUGCUCUUGCUGCAGAUAAUGUUACGGAAGGGGAUGCAGUGACAAUCUCAAGAUUUACAAGCAAUCUUAAGAUUUUACAUUGA
Molecule: messenger RNA, 1326 nt
Organism: Acipenser ruthenus (sterlet)
Lineage: Eukaryota; Metazoa; Chordata; Actinopteri; Acipenseriformes; Acipenseridae
Product: receptor-type tyrosine-protein phosphatase eta-like
Exons: 8
Coding region: 1-1326 (441 amino acids)
Molecular function (GO): protein binding
Source: RefSeq, a predicted model, not a curated record